Messenger RNA from Melitaea cinxia (Glanville fritillary), 6782 nucleotides. Its product is annotated as serine/arginine repetitive matrix protein 2-like. The transcript has 18 exons. The coding region runs from base 1 to 6465 and encodes 2154 amino acids. Gene Ontology annotation, cellular component: nucleus; chromosome. Lineage: Eukaryota; Metazoa; Arthropoda; Insecta; Lepidoptera; Nymphalidae. Gene Ontology annotation, biological process: regulation of chromosome segregation; regulation of mitotic nuclear division. Gene Ontology annotation, molecular function: protein binding. The record is from RefSeq and is a predicted model, not a curated record.
AUGUCAGGUGGUCGGUUGGUCGUGCUCGACCGUCUAGGGAGGGACGUGAAGGCGUACCCACUGGAAGAUGGGUUGGCCACGAUAGGGAGUGACCCAGUCUGCGAUAUCCGAGUGAUGCUGCCGCAAGUCAGCCCUCAUCAUGCAACAGUUGUGGUUCAUGCCAACCAGACGGUAGUGCGCAGUGUGGCGGGUCCGACGCUGGUGAAUGGAGAUCUAGUUAGUGUGGCGGCAUUGAGACACCGAGACAUACUGUCCAUAGGUGGUCGGUCGCUGCGCUGGGAGUAUAGUGUUGCUCGGCCACGCCCAUUGGCGCCCCAGCCCGGUAUGUACUUAGCCAUUAUGUCUUCGCUGGCGCGCCGGGAGCCGCGCGCGCGCGCCCGCCGCCGCGGCAGCGAGCCGGCCGCGCGCGCCGUGCUGGAGCCCGCCGCGCGCGCCUCCAUGCCCGCUUCGAGUGGUGGAAAGCAAGUGGCAAUUGUGCAACCUCAACGAAGAGACACCUCUGAGCAAAUUGAUGUCUCGCGAUCAAACUCAAAUUCAAGCAUGAAACGCACGCCGCGCACGAGUAGAAACGAUGAGCAGGACUCUGGAAAUGACGGUGACAGUUCUGUAAGGCAGCCCCCGGCGAGCGGCGCUCAGGCCGCGUGGCCGCAGGCGCGCCGCACGCCGCUGCGCCUGACCGCGCUGCGCGCCGCGCACCGCCGCCGGCACGCCGCGCGCUCGCCCGCGCCGCGCAAGAUACGCGCGCCCGCGCGGAUCGGUGAGCGCGCUCCUUAUGUCACACAGCUACUGGCUGGCCGCAGGCGCGCCGCACGCCGCGCAAGAUACGCGCGCCCGCGCGGAUCGGUGAGCGCGCUCCUCUAUGUCACACAGCUACUGGCUGGCCGCAGGCGCGCCGCACGCCGCGCAAGAUACGCGCGCCCGCGCGGAUCGGCGCGCCGCACGCCGCGCAAGAUACGCGCGCCCGCGCGGAUCGGUGAGCGCGCUCCUCUAUGUCACACAGCUACUGGCUGGCCGCAGGCGCGCCGCACGCCGCGCAAGAUACGCGCGCCCGCGCGGAUCGGUGAGCGCGCUCCUUAUGUCACACAGCUACUGGCUGGCCGCAGGCGCGCCGCACGCCGCACAAGAUACGCGCGCCCGCGCGGAUCGGCGCGCCGCACGCCGCGCAAGAUACGCGCGCCCGCGCGGAUCGGUGAGCGCGCUCCUCUAUGUCACACAGCUACUGGCUGGCCGCAGGCGCGCCGCACGCCGCGCAAGAUACGCGCGCCCGCGCGGAUCGGUGAGCGCGCUCCUUAUGUCACACAGCUACUAGCUGGCCGCAGGCGCGCCGCACGCCGCGCAAGAUACGCGCGCCCGCGCGGAUCGGUGAGCGCGCUCCUCUAUGUCACACAGCUACUGGCUGGCCGCAGGCGCGCCGCACGCCGCGCAAGAUACGCGCGCCCGCGCGGAUCGGUGAGCGCGCUCCUUAUGUCACACAGCUACUGGCUGGCCGCAGGCGCGCCGCACGCCGCACAAGAUACGCGCGCCCGCGCGGAUCGGCGCGCCGCACGCCGCACAAGAUACGCGCGCCCGCGCGGAUCGGUGAGCGCGCUCCUUAUGUCACACAGCUACUGGCUGGCCGCAGGCGCGCCGCACGCCGCGCAAGAUACGCGCGCCCGCGCGGAUCGGCGCGCCGCACGCCGCACAAGAUACGCGCGCCCGCGCGGAUCGGUGAGCGCGCUCCUUAUGUCACACAGCUACUGGCUGGCCGCAGGCGCGCCGCACGCCGCACAAGAUACGCGCGCCCGCGCGGAUCGCUCCGCUCUGCAGCGCGGGCUCAGCGCUCCCCUACGCUGCCGCUCGGCGGGCGAGGGCUGCCCGCCCUCCGCGCUCCGGCUUCUAAAGAACACUAGGGGUAGAGCAGACCAAGACCACGUGGAUAGUGGAGUGCUCCGAUUCGAUCACACGAAGCAAGCGGCGAUUAUGUUAAUGACGGGGCACACGCCGAAGUCUAAGCAGAGCCCGAAGCAACCAUCGUUUGUGGUUAAAAAGCCGAGCCCGGUGAGAAAAACUCCGAAACGAAAGAAAUCCAGUCCGAGGAAAUCCCCAAAGAGUCAAAAUGUAUCUCCAAGGAGUCCGAAUAUAUCUCUAAAGAGUCCGAAUGCAUCGUUAAAAAGUCCGCAUGUGAAGAAAUCGAGGACUCCACUCGUGACUCCGAAACGCGCCAGUACCUUCUCAGCUACCCGUUCUAGUGCUAGAGGAUCUGGUGACCAUUCGGCGUCAGUAUUAGAGAUAACGGACUCGGAUUCUCGGACACUUCCAGCCAGUAACUCGUCCGUUGGUUUCGCACGUAAGAGUACUCCGCGGUCGCCUGCACUACCGACACCUAAGAAAUCGGCUCUCAAAGAUCCCUCCGCAAAGAAAAGUACAAGGAAAAUCGAGUCGAUCAAAUUCGAUUUGAGUAACUUAGAGAGCAGCGCUCAAGGACGCUCAUCGGAUAUCCUAUUUGUAACCGAAACUACGAAUGACAAUUCGUUCAGCAGUGAAUCGGGUGAUGAGAUGUCGUUGCACUACUCGGACACCUCCACUACCCAGUCACCGUCACCCAGAAGACCUAUACAUUCUAGAAGUAGUCGAAUGCUUGAAAAAUCGUUGGGAUCUACGUUCACACCUAAUACACCCUCGAUGGUCGACAACAGUACUUUGACAUCAGAGUCACCACGUAGUAAAAAAUCUCUAAGAGGCAGUUUAAUUGUGCAGAAAGCUCUAGAAAAAUCUGACGUUGAAUCGUCGAGAUACUCUCGUAGGACUACAAAGAGUCUUUCUGAUCAGAGUUACAACACAACAGUAGCGUCCGCUCGUAAAACAAAAACGUUAAGUCCGAGAUCAUCCAACCAAAACUUGGAAUCGUAUUCUAUUGUUGAUUUAGUUUCGAUCGAUUCGAAUGAGUCUGCGAGGUCUGUAUACAACUCCGCCGCUUCCAAUAACACUACGGUGACUUUCGGCACUCCGCAAACGGCAGCUAGUCGGGCCACGAGGUCGAACAACCCGUCUUUAUUGGGCUCCAGUACUCCAUUUUUAAACAGGUCAUCGUCACUAAAAGCUAGAAACGAAAACCGCAAUUCAAAACGCGUGUCUAAUAUCUCUACAAGGAGGUCCGCUUCCCUCACGACCCCUGAAAACUCCACCAAACACACACCCUUCAAUAGCACCAGGAUAUCCAGGGUUUCUCGUAGUCGCUCUCGAAUUAAUGACAGCGAUAUUUUACUUAUGGACAAUGAAGACGAGGACGCCUCACCGAAAUCUUCGAGGCGCAGCAAGAGCGGUCUAUCGAGUUCAGUAGUAAGAAAAAAUAUUUCCAUAACGGCCUCGCCGACUCAGAGCCCCUUAAACGGCACCGUAACACCGACGAAUCGACAUAGUCCCGAAGAAGCGACCACGCCUGUCCUUAGCAUCCAAAGUCUUUUAGAUCAAAGUGCGUUGAGCCAAAGUUCUACGAGCUCUCGACAUACUCAAACGAGAGCAAAAUCAGCUAGCCUAAAGAGAAAGACCAUAGGAGCCAAUGUUUCUCAACCUAAGAAAGUUAGAACAAGUAUUAAGUCGAAGUCGUUAAAUCUCAGCAGUAGGAGAACUAUGCGAGCCAGGAAAACGUCAUCUGAUUCAAUAGUCGCACGUAGUCAAAUUUUAAACAACCAGGUCGAGACGCCGAAGAGUGUGGUUGAGUUAGUUCAAGAAGGAGUGAAAAAUAAACAUUCGACUGCUAAGAAACCGACAUCGAAACGACACUUAAUAGACAACCUCGACGAAUCAGACUUCGUCAAACAGCUGUUCAAUAGCCCCGUCAAGAGGAAGUUGUCACGGAGCAUGACAGAGUUUUCAAAGAAUCACCUUUUCGACGAUGAUGUACCUUCGAGACCGACGAGAAAAACCACAGCAUUAACGGGACGAACCCCGGAUAAUUCUGUGCUAAAUGAAUCGAACGCGUUUACACCGGAGAUGUUCGUUAGUCCGUUGAGUACUCCGGGUAACAGUCCUAACUUGUCUGGAGUAAAGCGUCUUUUUGCUAGGAAGACCCCAGAAAAUGACCUUAGAAACGUCAGAGGAGUGAAGGCUUUGCUGCGUACACCUCGAACCAGAAAGUCCGUCCGAAACGAUCUAAGUAAAGUAUCGGGAGUGAAAAGAGUGUUUGCUCGAUCACCUAAAAACCGAUUGAGUGACGUUAGAGUCAAAGAAGUAUUCGCCUCGUCUCCUAAAAAUGAUUUAAGACGAGUAUCAGGAGUUAAGUCAUUAUUUCAAUCGACAAGGAAACCGAGGUCACCAAAAAAUACAUUAGAAGACGUUCGGGGAGUAAAGAAAUUGUUUCAAAAAUCUCCUGAAAACGAUCUGCGACGAGUUUCCGGGGUGAAGAGGAUAAUACGGAUCAACUCGCCGAGAAAUGACCUGACCGACGUGAGAGGCGUCAAGCAACUGUAUCGAGACGACAUCCGGAAUAACUUGAGCGACCUCAGCGGUGUCGAGGAACUGUUUCACGAACCGCAGGACCUCGACACCACCUUCGAUCAACUUAUCGGUAAACCACCCGUGAGGUCCUAUACGAAAUCUAAGAGCAUGGUUAACAUCACUAAAAAAUCUAAGCACACACGCAUGGCGCAAUCUUUGCACGACUCGAUCGGGCUAAUAACGAACAACGUCGAGGAGUGGCUUGAGAACGAGCUCAGGAAACGAGUCCACAAGCCCGAGGAGCCCGCCAGGAGCUCCAAUGUCUCACGGGAGCUACAGACACAUUCCACCCACACUGUAGAGGGGGUUUCACCCACCCGCGCGGCUAGGAUACGGAACAGUACACUGACCAAGAGUGCAGAACCGGAGGAACGGCAAAAGUCUCCAUCGGAGGUUUACAGCGCUCACACGCUACCCCUAAAGAAACGCUCUCUGGCAGAUGGGGGUGGUAGUGGUAGUGGCGGAGGUGGUAGUGUGGUGGAAGUACGGCUGCCAAUAAAGAAGCGCGCCGUACUUCACUCCACGCCGAUGAAGGGCGCGGGGCAUGUCACUCUUAAUGCCUCGGAGUUAGGACGCGUAUCGCCCAUCGCUGGGGAACGGACGACACAACUAAGAAAAGAGUCGCCGACAAAACCGUCAAAAGCUAGGGCCCAAAAAGUGCAAGUUAUUGCUAUACUCGAGGAACUAGCGAAACCGUCUCCAAGAAGAACACGCGCUAAAAUACAAAGUAGUCCUCAACCAGUGAGAGCGACUAGACGUGGGAAAGCGAAAGACGUACCUGUGACUAACGCGAAAAAGAGGCGAUCCUCUAUAGUCAUAACUAAGAAACCACCUGUAAUGAGUCCUAAACCUGAUCCAAAAACCACUAAACCAAAAUCUUUACAAGAAAAAGCUAAAGAAAUCGCAACUAAAGAAAGUCCAAAGAAAACGAGGUCAUUAAGACAAAGGUCUCAGGUCUCAGAAGAAAAAGUUAAAACUCCUAAAAAAACCAGAGCUAAAGCAAAUUCAAAAACAGUAUCCAUAACUAAAUCGUCUCCAAAACCCAAAUCUAGAUCUACGAGACAAGCUAAGAAUAUUUCAGAACCAGCUGUUACAAGUAAUCCUGUCAAGGAAACGAGAAGGGGAAAGAAAACUGUUAAUAACAAAAGUGUAGAAAAUGAGACGGAACAAUCAAAACCUGAAAAAGCUAAACGAGCUCGUAAAACUACAAAUGUAAGUGAAUCUAAACCAAACGUUCGGCGGGCAGAUGUUGAAGCCGAAGCACCUGUUAAAAGAACUAGGAAAACUGUUCAAGUAAUUGCUGAAAGUGAUCAAUCACAGAAUAAAAGGACCAAAGGCGCUAAAGAUAAAGUUGUACAACAAGCCAGCGUAGAACCAGAACCUGUUCGACCAACGCGAGGACGUAAAACUAAAGACAAUACUGUUAUACCAGAAAUUAACAAAAGGCAAAAAAAGGCAAUUAUAGUUGAUGAUCCUAAACCUGCCGUAAAUCACAAUGAAGUUGCGCCGAGAACAAGCAGACGCGGCAAAGUUAAAGAAAAUGUAGAAACGGCAGUUACUACUAAUAAAAGGAAUGUUUCGAAAGUCAAAGAAAGUGUAAAAGAUAAAGCAGUUCCUAUGAGGAGUGCUAAAGCUAAAGAAAAUAUCGUCGUAAAAACAGUAAAUAAAAAAGGUGAAAGUAAUACGAGUGACAAUAAAAAAGGAAGCAGAGGGAGAAACGUUAGUGACAAAGAAGUAGAGACAGUACAAGAAGUUAGCAGAAGAAAUCCAAAGACUGCUUUAAAACAGAACAGUGAAGCAAAACCUCUUCGAGGCAAAAAGGUCACAGUCGCCGAAGAAAUACCAAAACCUACAUCUCGAAAACGAAAAACCAAGACUGAAGAAUCGGUCAUUGAAGAGGAAACGGCCGGGAAGAGAAGACGUGUUACACGCGCCGCCGUUCAGACUGAAGUAGUCCAGAAGCCCGCGAACCGCGGUCGCAGGAGAUAACAGUACGUACGUCGCACGCACUCAAAGUACAAAUUUGUUUGUUAAGGUACAUAGAAAAUACUUAGUGACCGUGAGCUCGCCUUGGACAGACUCACGGCGUCCUACUAGUUAUUAAAAACAUAUUAUAUCAGCGUUUUACGAGAAAUUUGAGAAAUAAAUAAAAUUAACAUUAAUUAAUAUAGAGCUGCCAACAUUAUUAGAACUAGAAUAGUUUAGGUGUUAAGACAUCACUGAUGUUCGUGUUUGUCGGAUAACUUUACGAAAUAAAGGGUACUAAGCUGCGGACACACACUUGAAUAUUGUUACAAGCCACGCAC